Messenger RNA from Mugil cephalus (flathead mullet), 5061 nucleotides. RefSeq names its product pleckstrin homology, MyTH4 and FERM domain containing H3 (gene plekhh3). The record is from RefSeq and is a predicted model, not a curated record. Gene Ontology annotation, cellular component: cytoskeleton. Gene Ontology annotation, biological process: signal transduction. The coding region runs from base 522 to 2879 and encodes 785 amino acids. The transcript is spliced from 13 exons. NCBI's taxonomy places the organism in Eukaryota, Metazoa, Chordata, Actinopteri, Mugiliformes, Mugilidae.
GCUGUAGUUGAAACUGAGGAGUGAGACAGCCGUUCUGCUGAGGUGGGCUUUCACCUCACAUAGCAUAUGUGCGUAGGAAAUGUUAAUAUCAACAGAGCUGCUCUUGACAGGCGCUCUUUAACCUACAGACCCAGGUUGGGACAGUAAAUACCUUUUUUUUGUUGUUUUUGUUUUUUGUUGCACUUCGUGUGAAGUUCAUACCGGGAUAGCAAGGUGUCGCGAUCGAAGCAGCUGGAGUCCUAGAAAAGAGGCGAGGGUUUCUCCUUGAGCCGCUUCUCUGUCGGUUGUCUCGGGACGAGGACCGCUGUCAUGUUUCAUUAGCAGACGUUCUCUGUGUGUCUCGGUCAGAUAUGAGAGAAUAGGCUUAUGCUACACUUCAUCCUCCCCGCUGGAUAUCUAUGGAGAGGGGUAUGCUGUAUGCUCUCACGCACUUGGGAGGUACUUGCGGCCGAGAGACAACUCCGUGAAUGUUAAAUUCACCGACCUGGAUAGCGGAACACGACUGAUUUAACCUCAUUUGAAUGCCUUUGCAAGGAGUUUGCUGGUUUCUGUGCUGCAGGCAGGGCUUCAGUUUGCUCCGACGGGACUAUGGGGAGAAAGAGGAGGAAGAGUCUUUUGAAUUGCGCAACAAGGAGGACUUGACUCCCAAUGGACGGACUCCAGCUGAGGUGAUUGUUUCUCAACCAACUUGCACAGCCAAUGGGACAAACGGGCACACUGUCUCACAGUCGCCUGACGAGAUGAAGAGCCUGAUCAUUGAGAAGAAUAAGAUGGGCUUGGAGGAAGACCCUGAACUGUUGGUGAAAGGUUGGCUGUUACGGGAGGUGAGAGGCAACUGGAUCAAGCAGCGUCGGUACUGGUUCGUGCUGAGCCAAGACUCCCUUGAUUACUACACUGGACCAGAGAAAGGUGCCCGAAGACUGGGCACGCUGGUUCUCACCAACCUCUGCUCUGUCAUCUGGCCAGACAAGCAGACGUACAAAGAGACAGGUUACUGGAGCAUUACAGUUUAUGGGCGGAAACACUGCUACAGGCUGUACACCAAGCACUUCAAUGAGGCCGUGCACUGGGCUUGUGCCAUCCAGAAAAUCAUUGAUACCAAAUCACCUGUGGAAACGCCAACUCAGCUCCUGAUACGGGACAUCGAGGAGAAUAAGUUCAACCCUGAGGUAGUGGAACAUAUCUACCAGCACAACCCUAUCCUGAAGUACACCCAGGGCCCCUUGUAUGCUCCUCUGCUGCCAUUCCCCUACGGCAGUCUGGAGCACACAUACCACAGCGGGAAAGGCUACGGCUCGGUGCGCGAGGAGGCCGUGAAGCUCUUCAACUGCCUGCAGCAGCUGGAGUCGGCGCGGGAGCCGGUUCCCAUCAUCCAGGGCGUGCUGCAGACCUGCCUGGACCUGCGCCCCCUCCGCGACGAGAUCUACUGCCAGCUGGUGAAGCAGACCAGCUACACGCCUUCCCCUUACACCGCUGCGCACCUCCGUUACUGGCAGCUCCUCACCUGCAUGAGCUGCACCUUCCUGCCCGGGCCCACCGUGCUGAAGUACCUACGAUUCCACCUAAAGAGAAUCCAGAGCCAAAGUCCCGAAUCUGAGAUGGAUAACUAUGCGUCAUUUAUUAGCGAGGCUCUGGAGAAGACCAAAUGUCGGGAGUGUGUGCCAUCCUGGGAGGAGAUCCAGAUGCUGAUGAGCCGGCAGGAGAUGCUGUGCACUGUGCACUAUCCUGGCCCCGGGUCCUGCCAGCUCUACAUCAGCUCGCACACCACUGCCAAUGAGGUGGUUCGAAGGAUGCAGGAGAAGCUCGGUCUGCAAGAGAGCAAGAACACGUUUGCACUGUACGAGCAGAGCGCACUGUGGGAGCAGCCGGUGGCGGGGGCCGCUCUGGUCGCAGACAUCCUCACCAGCUUCACCACCAAAGAGUCCGAGUCUAAAUCCCAGUGGAAACUGUCUUUCAAGCUCUACUGCCUGCUGGAUGCUGACAGCAUAUCGGUGGAUAGCAUAGAGUACUCCUUCCUUUUUGAGCAGUGCCAUGAGAUGGUGGUGCGCGGUCAGCUGCCGGCCUGUGAGGAGGACCUGCAGGCGUUGGCUGCCCUGAGGCUCCAGUGCCUGAUGGGCGACUUCAGCACGCACGCCCCUUACCCGCCCCUGGACGAGCUCUUCCCGGGCCACGUCCUCGAGACCCGGAUCCUCAUGUCCCUCGCCGCGCCGCAGCCCGUGCCCCCGUGCCAGGUGGCGGCCCAGGGCUGCCCCGCGACGCAGCGCUUCCCCACGGGCCUCCUGGCGGGGACGCUGUGGAGCCACACAGCCACGGCGGUGCACAAGCAGAAGGUGGAGCAGGACAUGCGCCUGCGGAGCCGGCUGAAGGAGGAGGCGGCGGCCGUCAUGGGAUCCAUCUUGGACCGGUGGAAAGGCCUGGCGGGCUACAGCCGCAGGGACAGUAUGGCCGCCUACCUCACAAUUGCACGCCAGUGGUCAGGCUUUGGAUGCACUCUUUAUGAAGUGGACUUUUAUAUUAGUUCGACGGGGAGCUUUUCCCAGAAGCUGUGGCUGGGUGUAGCUGCUACAUCCGUGUCUCUGUAUAAGCAGGGAGAAUCGGAGGCCCUCGAGUCCUUCCCGUACGGCCAGAUUUGCUCUUACGGCGUGUCUGACAGCAACACCUUCAAGAUCACUGCUGGGGACCGAGAUCUGCUGUUUGAAACCACCAAGCUGACUGAGAUCAUGCAGCUGAUGAAUGCGUAUUUCAGUGCCAUCCAUCGCCAGCGAGGGAAAGUGGAAAACGCGGACCUCACCAUCACGGAGGGCACGGAGGUGGGCUUCCAUCACUUGGUCCCGACGCAGACGCCCACACUCCUGGAGCUGCCCUCGCACCCCGUUUGAGACGGACCCUUCGCCCCGGAGCACCCGACCCCCCCAACCGUCCUCGACCGUCCUCCACCACGUGGCCCCCUAUGAGGCCUGGUCUCAGUCCUCAGGACCCCAGCGCCUUCUCCUCCCCCUCCUCCUCCUCCUCCUCCUCCUCCUGGGAAUGGCAGAGCAGCCAAAACAAAGAGAGGGCUGUUUUCACUCCCCAUCCAUGAAAAUAAACCCUCGCUGAGCUUUCCAGCUGAAGGAGCCGGCCAAUGAAGGAGGGAGGCGGCGGGGAGUGGAUGGGAAGGCAAGGGGUUCUGUUUUGCGAGGGAGGCCAGAAACCCCACAGAAACCAAUGCGGUUGCUGAUGAGGUGUCAUACCCCCCCCCCCACCCCAACCCACCCACCCGAUCUUGUCACACAACCGUCUAUGCUACUCUAAAUGGCAAUAACUCACCCCCCCUCCUCCCUAACUUAACCUCACCUCCUCGACAAUGUGAGAUGUUGGCGUGAGCCUUACUACAUCAGGGAGAGACGGCGUCACUUGAGUCAAAAACUAUGGCCACAAUAAGCUGUGCUACCCCUCAUACCGGUAUGGUUUAGAGUGAAAACACUACCCCCCCACCUCACCCCCUCCUUCUUUCCUCCCCCCUUGACGUGUGCCAUAUUUCUAUCGGCCUUUCCUAGAAGGCAGUCGUCCCUCCUGCACUGCUGGAAUAGUGUUGAGAAUGUUCAGCGACACAUUCAGGGUCUUUGCACGGCCUCUCCCCCCCAUCCCCCCUCCCCCACCACUCUCACGUGCCCUAAUGCUGACAUGUUCAUCAGAGACAGUCAGUUUUCAUAAGGUCCCGGCUGGGCUUGCAUUACCUGGAACUGUUGAUGCAGUGAGCCAUGUGAACUUGGAACUGGAAACAGAUGUUGAACUCUGUAGCAAAGUCACUCUGGCUGCCACAGCCACCCAAAGCCUCUUACCUAUGGGAUUAUCAGUUUUGUGUGUGUGUGUGCGCGCGUGUGCGUGUGUGCAAGCAUGUGUCUGUUUGAUCAAGAAAACUCCUCGAAGAUCUGGGUAAGCUGUGUUUCUCAGAAACCAAAGGAGCUCGGAGCCGUCUGCAUCGUCUCCACCGAGACGCUCCGGUCCGUCCUUUGUCGCGCUGCUCGUCUCGGCCGUGACCCUUGACAAGAAAAGGUGGUCAACACUUGACUGGAUAUUUUGUGCUUACGUUCGUUGGCAACCUAACGCAGCUUUAUUCUGGUGAAAAUAACAGGUGCUUCUUUGUUAUUUUUUCAGUAUAUAAUGGAAGAAAUUCACCGUAGCCCCAGUCAGAGGUGUGGAUGAUGUAUGGACUGACUCCACGUUUACCAUGCAGUGCCCAAUCUGUCCCUUGCUAUUUAAACUUUUCUAAUUAGACUCAGAUGCUUUUGUAGUAUUAUUUAUGCAAACUUUUUUUUUUUUUUUUUUACUGUCCUUUAUGUCUUAAUUGCAGACCCAGGUGUAUUUUGAUGUUAGGUUUGCUUUAACCAGUCAGACGCUUUUCACCCCUUAGAGCAGCUCAUACUGUAUGUGUCAAUCCUGUGUAGCUCCCUCUUCAUGUUUGCUACUUGAGUACUUGUGUGAAGCCAAAGUUUAGCCAAGUCAUGGGUUUGAGCAAGGACCAAAGAUGUUCUUUUUCCUUUAUUUUUUUCUAGUUUUACAGGAAACCAUACCAACGCAGACAGAUCAGCUAAUUUGUAUUCAACCUGUUUCACUGUUCUUCAAACAUCCUUUUCUAAACGCCGCACGACUUAUUUUAGCGUAGUAACAACCGUGUAGGGAUUUGAGACCGUAGUCGCUUUUUGAAGAUUAAACUACAGCCCCAUGCAAUAACCAGCCUCAAAACUUAAAAUUGUCUCACCGUGAAAUGCCUUCGAAAUGCUGUUGCACAGUCGACCCCGUCUCCUGCUCAGAAGCAGGUCUUUUCUGUUUUGUUUUUUUUUCUACUGCAGCUGCAGGCAGCUCCAAGCUACAUUGAGAGAAAAAAAAAUAAAAAAAAAACAAAAAAAAAAACUGCGGACAUUUUUGCUUUGUAUUAAGCUUGUUUGUAUGCUGCAUGGUACCUUUGUAUGUAAUAUGUGUAUAGUUAAUUGCACUAUUGUUUGUUUUCAACUAACUUGGGAGUGCAAUAAAAACUAUAAAUACUGUAUGUAAUUAAUAAAAAAAAGCACCAUUUUAUGA